Aureobasidium pullulans EXF-150 is the source of this 996-nucleotide messenger RNA. RefSeq names its product Metallo-dependent hydrolase. The record is from RefSeq and is a predicted model, not a curated record. The annotation marks the transcript as partial. The transcript has a single exon. Lineage: Eukaryota; Fungi; Ascomycota; Dothideomycetes; Dothideales; Saccotheciaceae. Gene Ontology annotation, molecular function: hydrolase activity, acting on carbon-nitrogen (but not peptide) bonds, in cyclic amidines.
AUAGACGGGUCUGGAGCUCUUCUGGUCCCUGCUCUCUGCCACCCGCACAUCCAUCUCGAUAAAGCAUAUCUCCUUUCUCAUCCCAAGUAUGCUCAUUUGCAAAUUGAGGAAGGCUCAUUCAAAGAAGCUAUGGAAUUGACCUCUAAAGCAAAGUCCGACUUUGAGCACGAUGACCUGCUCGAACGUGGCUUACGAGUUAUUGAUGAAAGUGUGCAAGCAGGAGUGACAUCUAUGCGAGCAUUCGUCGAAGUCGACCAGAUCGUGGGACUGAAAUGCAUAGAGGCGGGCAAGGCUCUAAAGCACAAGGCCCAAAACCGCUGCCAUGUCCAGUUGUGUGUGUUUGCUCAGCUUCCUUUGUUCUCCGGUGACGAUGACGGUGAAGGAAUCAGAAGCCUCGUAUCGGGAGCUCUUGAUCCGUCAUACUCUGUCGAUGUUCUUGGAAGUACCCCGUACGUUGAAGAUGACCGCGAGAAGAUGAAACAGAAUGUGGAAUGGACAAUUGAUCUCGCUCUUGAGAAGAAUCUGCAUUUGGACUUCCAUCUCGACUACAAUCUUGAUACUGAGAUUGAGCCAUUGGUGUGGCAUGUGAUUGACACUCUCAAAGCCAAGGACUGGACAAAGCGUACCGACAAGACAAUUGUUCUAGGCCACUGUACUCGUCUAUCACUCUUCAAAGACGAUGAAUGGAAGCGCUUGAAGGGCGAGAUCGGCGACCUGCCCAUCAGCUUUGUUGGAUUGCCCACCUCUGAUCUGUUCAUGAUGCGAACAGAGAGUGGCGCUCGAAGAACUUUGCCUGUGCCUUGUCUGAUCAAGGACUAUGGACUCAAUGCGGCAAUUUCGAUCAACAACAUUGGUAAUGCUUUUACACCUCAAGGCAGCUGUGAUCCACUCUACAUAGCAAGCUUAGGCGUAGGUGUAUAUCAAGCUGGCACCAAAAGAGAUGCCGAGAUCUUGUAUGAGUGUGUAUCGACAAGAGCCAGGGCUGCUAUUGGACUU